GCGGUCACACUGAUUAGUUCUUCGCGUAUUGUAUCAACAGGUGUUGAUUAAUUGUCAGAAAACCACGAAAUGGGUGACGUUACAGGACUUAGCAAUGCCGAAGCCGACGAGCUGUGCCAAAAGCCGGACGCGUCCACCAAGGACUUCAUGUUCCAGCAAACCAUGUACCGCAUUAAAGACCCGCGCAAGUCGCUGCCCUUCUACACGGGCGUCCUCGGCAUGACCUUGCUGGUGAAACUCGAUUUCCCCGAGGCCAAGUUCUCGCUAUACUUUUUGGGCUAUGAGAACGCCGCCGAUGUACCCAAGGAUCCCAAAGAGCGCAAGAGCUGGGCACUGACCCGCAAGGCCACCAUUGAGCUGACCCACAACUGGGGAACUGAGAGCGACCCGGAUCAGAGCUACCAUACCGGAAACACUGAUCCCCGUGGCUUUGGGCACAUUGGAAUCCUGGUUCCCGAUGUAUACGCCGCUAGUCAGCGCUUCCAGGAGCUUGGUGUUGAAUUCGUAAAGAAGCCUGAUGACGGCCGCAUGAAGGGACUGGCCUUCAUCAAGGACCCCGACGGCUACUGGAUCGAGAUCUUCAAGGCCCAAACCGUCUAGUCUGACUGGAAGAUUUAUUUAAUGUUAUUAAUUGUGCAUCUGCUUUUGUUCCUUAAUUACCUGCGCUACAGCCGAGGCGCCCAGGAGUAGUCUCCCAAGUGGAGUCGUAAAAAUAAAUCAGAAAUUGUCUAACAA
Drosophila eugracilis is the source of this 735-nucleotide messenger RNA. RefSeq names its product lactoylglutathione lyase (gene Glo1). The transcript is spliced from 5 exons. Bases 70 to 600 code for a protein of 176 amino acids. Gene Ontology annotation, molecular function: lactoylglutathione lyase activity; metal ion binding. The record is from RefSeq and is a predicted model, not a curated record. Lineage: Eukaryota; Metazoa; Arthropoda; Insecta; Diptera; Drosophilidae.